ACAUGUUUGCCCGCACGGAAGCGCUUUGGAAGCGUUAGAAGAAGAAGGAGCAGAAAAAGAAGCAGCGAACGCUCGAAGGAAUACUUUAAAAAAAACAUUUUUUGUGUGACUCCAAAGGCAACAGUUUGCUGCGGUGGACUUGGUGUUUGUUGGCUUUUUAAAAUCAACAUUUUGACACGAAACCACGGAGGACGAGGGGUUUUUUUUACGCACAGCCACAGUGGAGAAGGACGUGACGACGGCGGCUCUUGUAGGUGCAUUCUUCCAACUUCGUCGAAUAAGCUGCACGACUUUGGAGUCAUUAAAAGUGGACGCUUUUGUUGCAAAAGCUGCUGGAUGAAGUCGUAAAAAGUGUUAAGCUCGGCGGCUGAGGAAGAAAGUGGUGACAUUGCAGCAUGCAUGCACGUUAAAUGUGGAAAAGUGUGGACGCUUGCAGCCUUCACAGAGGAAGAUGGAGGUGUCUUUAGUCCAGACUGCAUCCUCUAAUGGUCCUCCCUGCCUAAUGGACCACUGACCCCGGGAGCUCUUCGUGUAAAAGGUUAAGUAUGACAGCUGCAGCGGGUGUGCUGACAGGCUUGGCAAAGCUAAAGCGCCAAGACUCCGCCCGCUCUCAGCAACGGCCCAUACCGCCAACAUCAGCGGGCCUUGGCAAUGCUGCCUCAGAGGGUGCUCCGAGGAAACGUAAGCGCCGUGCGGACGUUGUUAUUGUGCGCGGCAGGCUCCGCCUCUACUCUGCAUCAGGGUUUUUCCUGCUCUUGGGCCUGGUGAUCCUGGCAGUAGGGAUUGGCAUGGCCACACUGGGCUACUGGCCACAAAGUGAAAGCUCAUCCUCAGGUCAGUCCUCGCCUGGAGGAGGAUCUAAGGCCCAAGCUGACGGGGGAGCCAAAGUGUCCGCCUGGGGAGAUGCGAGCGGCGCCAGCGUGGCUGCUGCAGCAGAUGACGCCACAGGGAACUCCAGCACAAGUCGAAAUGUGGAAGGUUCGGCUUCCAAGCAACCGGGGGGCGCUCUGACGCGGUUCCUGGAGCAACAUCGUCACUCUGAGAGGAUGAAGAUGCUUGGGCCCUUCACGAUGGGAAUUGGGAUUUUUAUCUUCAUCUGCGCAAACGCUAUUCUCCAUGAAAACAGAGACAGAGAGACAAAGAUCAUCCACAUGCGAGACAUGUACUCCACAGUCAUAGACAUCCAUCGCCUGCGGCAAAGGGAGCACAAGCAGCACCUCCAGAACAACAACAUCUAUGCAAGAGAAGAUCUCCGAGCCUUCGGCGCCGAGUACAACCCGCUCCUGGACUUUCCCUCUUGGGCUGGAGCUGGAGGGGUCUCUAUGGAGGAGGAGGUACUGCUUGGGGAUGAGGAGGUCGACCAGCAGAAGGAGCAGAUCAAGUUGGACUACAGCUUCGCAGGGCUGUUGGCGCCGCUCUACAAGGAUCGGGCUUUCCCUGGGUUGGGUCCCUCAGACUCGGUGCGCCCCCAGUGGUCAGUGGACGGGGACAGCGAGAAGGGAGGACACCACGCGCGCUCCAUAGUGUCCUCCUCCAUCUCGGCAUUUACACUCCCUGUUAUUAAACUUAACAACUGCGUCAUCGAUGAGCCGGAGAUGGAGGCCAUUACUGAGGAGGAGAGAGGAGGACACAGGAGAGACGGCAAGAGGUCACAACCUCUCAGCGCCAUGGAGUCUCUGGCGGUUCCGGUGGCGUCUGUUGCUAAGGCCUCCAAACCACCGGGCUUGCACCGGAGCAAUUCCGCAUACUCCUCAUCAUCCUCCUCCCCCCGCUCGUCAGUGUCCUCAUCCUCCUUGUCGCCAGCUCCGUCCUCUACCUCGGGCUGCUGGCUGUCCCCUGGAUCAGCCAGAGCCGACUUUGGCUCCAACUCAUCCCUGCACAUGCUCAGCAGCCACUCCAAGUCUCUGGACCUGGAGCGCAGGCCCAGCAUGCUCAGCGUGCACCGGGAGCAGCGCAAGCACCCCAGCUGGCCCCGCCUGGACCGCAGCAACAGCAGCCGCAGCAUCGCCAAGGGCUACACCCGGCUGGAGGACAGAGAGGACCACGGGGAGCGCCUCUUGGAUGUGGCGCCGCCUGCCGCGGCCAAGCAAGACUACAGCAAGCGUGAGAAGCUGCUCAUGAUAUCGAGGUCGCACAACAAUCUGAGCUUCGAGCACGAUGAGUCGAGCGGUGGCGCGCUGAAGAGGGGAAGCUCUGAGACCCGGUUCUGAGGGGUUCAAAGAAGUUGGUUUUGUGCUUGUUUGUAAAGCCAAUGGUGGGCUUUUUGCGACAAGCUGCACUUUGCAGGGAAGCAACUAAAAGAUGCUUGAAAGGAGAGCUGGAGAACAGUUUUGACAGGAACACAAGCAGGGCACAAGGUUUUUGGGUCAAUGUGAUUCUGCCACAAAAGGCUUUAAAAGUAGCUUUUUUUGUGGUGUUAUUCAAUAAAAGGUGGCAGCUGUUAUUCCAGCAAGGUCAGUGGAAGUUGUUUUUUAAGCUAGGUCUCUUCACCAGAAUUGAGGAAAACUAGCACUCCUCCAAAGCCCAGCAACUUUAUUUAGGAUCGGCACCGUCAAAGAACCUUCAGGGCAGCAUUUGUGUUUCAAAAUAUGGGAAAUAUAGGCGAAAACAGGAGAAACAAGGGAUUUUCAUUGAUAGCCAUUUUUUCAUUGAUGGUAAAAAUACAGCAACGAGAGAAUGCCGUCAACUCACCACCGGGUGGUGAUCGGUUGACAGCUGCGGCCAUCUCGUCACCCGAGUGGCCAAAACAUAUGGCCAAGUCCGAUUAAAUGAACAUGAAGUCGAUCAUCGAACUGCGGCCCAGGGUGCCCUGGUGCCGAGUGCACAUAUGGACUCUCCAGGUCGGGGAUGAGAUCCUGCCCCAAGUGGAGGAGUUUAAGUACCUUGGUGUUCACGGGUGAGGGAAGGAUGGAACGCGGGAUCAACAGGCGGAUUGGUGCGGACUCUGCAUCGGUCCCUGGUGGUGAAGAGGGAGCUGAACCAAAAGGCAAAGCUCUCAAUUUACUGGUCGUACGUUCCUACCCUCACCUACGGUCGUGAGCGUUGGGUAGUGACCGAAAGGACACGAUCACAGGUACAAGCGGCUGAAAUGAGUUUUCUCCGUAGGGUGGUUGGGCUGAGAAGCCGUGUCAACCGGAAGAAACUCAGAGUAGAGCCUCUGCUCCUCCGCAUUGAGUGGAGCCAGAUGUGGUGGCUCGGGCAUCUGGGGAGGUGUUAUGGGCACGUCCAACCGAUAGGAGGCCUCGGGGAAGACCCAAGACAUGUUGGAGAGACCAUGUCUCUCAACUGGCCUGGGAACGCCUCUGGAUCUGACGGGAGGAGCUGGACAAUGUAGCUGGGGAGAGGGAAGUCUGGGGUACCCUGCUUAGGCUGUUACCCCUGCGACCUGACCUCGGAUCAGCAGAAGGAGAUGGAUUUCCCAUGGAAACUAGGCGAAUUGUACCGUGCAUGGGCCCACUUCACACCUACAGUCCGGCAUGUCCAGCUAAUGUGAGAGUUUGGCAUGAUUGGAAGAGGGGGCCAGGGCACGGCACAAUCGCAGCGUCUUCAUGACAGCUGACACAUUUCAUCACAGAAAUAAAAUAUAAAGACUCCAAAUAAUCCAUGGCACAGUAAUUCAGGUUGUUUUUUUAGCAACGCAAUUGUGAAAUAGGUGGAUAACGUGUGCGCAUUGUUUUAUAUUUCAUUCUCUCAUAAGAAUCUACAUUUAGAGACAAGGUUGUGUUUGCAAAAAGUGCUUUUUCCUCUUCUGUUCCAUCCAAUGUUGUUUUGUCAGCGACAAUUCUGUAUGUCUUCCAUUCAGUGACACCCAUGAAUGCUGUUAACAGUUUAAAUAGUCCUCAGUUAGAAGCACAAGAGGUGCAAGAAUGAGCUUAUUGGACAGUUGAUGUCUUGAAUAAAACAGUUUUUCAUGGACACCUGUCUUGCUGGAUGGACACUACGCACAAACACAACACUGCUUCCUUAGUACUUCCUCCUCCUACUUCCAUGAAUUCUACAUAAGAGCAAAGGACUGGGUGAGUCAUCAUUAAUCAUCACUCAGCUGUGCGUGAUACGACACACACACUAAAGCAUGAAAUACGUGCACACACUUCAGAAGCAGACGGUGACGCGGUGUUGUCGUCAGGUGUAACCGGGGGAACAGGUUCUGAAAGACUUAUUUCAUUCAGUGACUGAAUAGUGAAGAAUCUGCUACUACGUAGUAGUACUACCAUUGUUACAUGAAAAAGUCAUGCCUCACAGUUGAGCUUGCUGAAGAACUUGCUAGUUCCUUCUUGUAACCAUGCUCUGGUUGCUACGCACAUCAUCCUAACACAGAUGGCCGAGUAAUAAUGCGGUCCAAGUAGAACACAACGUGAAAAAGACAGCGUUCCUGUCAUAUAGAAAAUCUUUGACAAGCGUUUGUGUGUCUGUGGGGGUUUUUUUGCAGUCCAUUCUGAAUGAGCGGUUUGUUGCAGUAGAUUCAUAAAAACAGCAGACGUUCUCAUCACACACAGGAUCGUUGACAAACAUUUUUUUUGCAGUAGAUUUUUAAAAACAGCAGAGCGUUCCUGUCAUAUAGAGGGUCUCUGAUGAGCUUUUUUGUUUCCAGUAGAUUUUUCAAAACGUUAAAGUAAUCCUGUCAUAAAGAGGAUUUGGAAGAACUACCAUUUUUGCAAGAACUUCUUAAAACAGCAGUGUUCCUGUCACAUAGAGGAUCUUUGACAAGCGUUUUUUUUGGAGUAGAUUCCUAAAAACAGUAGCGUGUUCCUGUCACACAGAUGAUUUUUGGCA
Dunckerocampus dactyliophorus (ringed pipefish) is the source of this 4773-nucleotide messenger RNA. RefSeq names its product transmembrane protein 200A (gene tmem200a). The transcript has 5 exons. The record is from RefSeq and is a predicted model, not a curated record. Lineage: Eukaryota; Metazoa; Chordata; Actinopteri; Syngnathiformes; Syngnathidae. The coding region runs from base 546 to 2210 and encodes 554 amino acids.